CUGUCUCCUGCCUGUUAGCUUGUGUUGGAAAGCUUACGUUUACUGAGCCGUACAUUUAUAAGAUGCGGGCUAGCUGUUAAGGCAACAGUGCAUAUGAAAAUAUGUAGCAGCUGCGAAGUAAUGUCAACUCCUCACGACUUCGUUUGUUUACUAUGAGCUCCCUAUCAGCCCAACCUCCAGCUUCAGGCUCAUCAUGCAGGACGCUACCCGGAGAAGGAAAUCAGGUGCAACCAAAGGCUCCUCUCCUGCAAAUUCUGCGAGUUGCUGGAGCCCAGGAAGAUGUCUUCACACUCAAAGAGGUGAUGCACUACUUGGGUCAAUACAUCAUGGGGAAGCAACUGUAUGACAAACAGAGGCAGCACAUAGUCCACUGCCAGGAUGAUCCUUUGGGAGAGCUGCUGGAAGUGGAGAGCUUCUCUGUGAAAAACCCAAGCCCAGUGUAUGAAAUGCUCAAGAAGUACUUGGUUGUGCUCGGUUGUGCUGACGCUGCAGAGAAUCUUUCUGUGGGCCGUGAAUGUGUUGAGGGCGGAGUGGAGGAUCGUGGUCAGAUGUGUGGAGGUGUGGUCAAAGCAGGGAUGGAGGCUGGUGGGCCUCUCCUGCAAACCCCCUCCCAGAGACGACCUCGGGAGCCAGACGAUGACUCUCUUGAAGGCCUGCCACGCUCAGCCUGCAAGCGACCCAAGCUGGACGUUACUCUGGACGAGUGGGACCUCUCUGGCCUGCCCUGGUGGUUUCUGGGUAAUCUUCGUAAUAACUACAGUCGUAGGAGCAACGGUUCCACUGACAUCCACACAAACCAAUUGUCUCCUGCACAGGAAGAGGACACGGCCAUCGUGUCGGACACCACCGAUGACCUCUGGUUCCUGACCGAGGGAGAGAGUGAACAGGUGAGCGUGGAGAUGAAGGAGGCUGCCCUGGAAGAAGGGAGUGGAGGAGACGGAGAGGCUCCUCUUGAGGAUGACGACGGAGGAGGGAAGGAGGAGAAGACAGAUCGAGAGAUGCAGGAGGAGCCAGAUGAAGACUCCCAGUGUCUGAGUGAUGACACCGACACAGAGAUCUCCACACAGGAUGCUUGGCAGUGCACAGAGUGCCGGAAAUAUAACAUACCUCUCCAGAGGUACUGUGUUCGCUGCUGGGCUCUACGUAAGAACUGGUACAAAGAUGUCCCUCGACUCGCCCAUUCCCUCUCUGUUCCUGACAUCCCAGCAUGCAGCUCUCUCAUUGCCCACGAUGAGGAAGAUGACAGCGACACAGGCAUCGAUGUCCCAGACUGCAGCAGGACGGUGUCUGAUCCUGUCAUCCUGCCUUCCCACUCCACCGCUGACAGACCCUUGCCUCCCAUGGUUAUGGGGAAAGGCAAGGGGCCUCGGCCCUCCGGCUUCCACAAGGAUGAGCAGCUCUCAGGAGGGGAGAGUCAGGAAAAUCUGGGCAUGGAGGUUGAAGACGUGAGGCCUGAGGCACUGUUAGAACCUUGCAAGCUCUGCAGAGUGCGACCACGUAAUGGAAAUAUCAUACACGGACGUACAGCUCACCUGCUCACUUGUUUCCCCUGCGCAAGGAGGCUACACAAGUUCCAGGCCCCUUGUCCAGGGUGUGGAAAAAUCAUUCAAAAAGUUAUUAAGAUAUUCAUUCUCUAAUAAGCACACACACCUAUCUGUACGCCUCUAGGGACCUAAACAACAAGAAAUACAACACAAACAUUCAAAACACAUUAAACCAUACAGUUGCAUGCUCAUAGACACUGUCUCUACACACACACACACAAACCGUGCACCUUACCUACACUUAAAAUCUACAGAGAUGUACACAAAAUAUAGCACUUGGUGAAGCUUGCUCUUGGUUGCAUGGUUUUGUUUUGUUUUUUUGCGUCACACUGCCUCUGAAGUAUUGCUAGAUAAAACCUUGGACACAAGAGUCUGUCAAACCAAAUGUUCGUGUUGGUGCCACAUUUAAAUAAGGGACAUACAAAGGCAGAAGUAUUUAUUUAUUUAUUUAAAGAUCACAUAGGAGUGCACAGUUGGUGUGAGCUUCUAUACGGUCUCAUGAAGGCUUGUUUUUUCAGGCUGUGUGAAUUUUUUCAUUGUUUAUGGGUUUCUUGCAUUGCAUAUUGUUGUGCGGUGGCAUUUAAGAUGGAGUGUUUCUCCCCUUGUUGUGUUCGUUUUGUUUGAUUUUCUUUCUCCAUAGAUUCCCUUCAUUCAUCAACUGGAGAAAAAAAUGGAUAAAUCACUGCAGGUAUUGUGCAACAGAGAUUUAAGUUAUGAAGACAAGAUUGAAGGAAGAAAAAGGCAAGCACGUCUUAAAAACUAUAACUUUGUUUUCAGCAGCUGCAGAUUAUUGAAAAUGUUCUACGUUUUUCUUUUCUUUCUUUUUUUUAAAGAAGCAUGUUCUCUCAGCGUAAGUGAAUGUAUUCUAAAAUACAAAGGUGGUGGCUUAAGUCCUGUUUCUCUCUAAAUGGUAUUUUAAAAUGUAGAGUUAAAUUUAACCUGCUCGAGAAUGCACAGCUGAAGUAUUAACUGUAUUUUAUCUGGUAAUUUGACGAAGAUAUGUAUUCAAUAUUUACAAUUGCCAAUAACAGCUAAGCCUGCAGUAUGUUACGUCAUCAUUGUCAGUUCAUGUUUAAAUAUCAUCAAUCAAAAAGGAUGCUUUACAUCCGUUCCUAAACUUAGGAUGAAUGAACAAUUUCUGUAUAUUUUGUAUUUAACUUAUUUAUGAUUCAGUUUUAAUUGUGACCACCUCCUAUGAAGCAGAAAAAAGGCUGCACUUGUUACAUUGUUCUGUUGUGUGAUUUACAUUUGCAAUUUAUUAAAAGACGGAGAGACAACAGGCUGAGUUACCACACGUACCCUCAGUACUGCGCAGUACUUAUCGAGAGUUAGGGGUUUGAUUUAAGCGUUACACUGCCAUGUAAUGAUUUUGAGCUUAAAUUUGUAUAUUAUAGAUUUUAUUUUGAUGAUUCUGCGUCAUCUGAAGAUUCUAUCGCUGGACCACAUCGAUGUUAUUUCUUUUGAAUGAGCGUGUGAGCUGUCUACAAAUAAAUACAGUAUGCACUAUAUAAUUCUCACAAGUAUGAUGUCCAGUGACGGUAGGCAUUUAACUCUUGGCUCUGCUUAGUGUAGAGGGUAUAUCAUAGUUCUUUGAUCUGCUGUUUACUUGCGCUUAAUCGUUCUGCCAGCAGGUGGAGAGAAGUUUCAGUCUUGUAGCUGUUGCCCACAGAAACUGUACAGUACCAGUAAUACCAUGUAAUGCAUAUAUAGAGCAUGCCUCUUGUUGUGACUACAGCCAGCACUGAGCUGGUUUGAGAGCUAUACUAGCCAUGUAAAAGCUAUAAAACAGUAAUGUAGCCUGUUGUAUUUAUCGGCAUCGUUGUGCAACUUCGACUAGAUACAGACCUCAUGUAAAUGGCAUAAUAUGUAUUAUACCAGUGAUGCUGGUUGCGACUGACAGACUUUGUUGUGGCAAUGACUGAUAUUAUUACUAUAAUGUGCUCAAACAUGGUACAGCUAUUGUAGUUAUUUUUUUCUACUUGUCAUGGAAUAAAUAUAUAUUGUUUUGUUAAGCAAUAAAGAAUUGAGAGUUAA
Messenger RNA from Stegastes partitus (bicolor damselfish), 3578 nucleotides. It is a transcript of the gene mdm4, whose product is annotated as MDM4 regulator of p53. The coding region runs from base 153 to 1637 and encodes 494 amino acids. Gene Ontology annotation, cellular component: nucleus. The record is from RefSeq and is a predicted model, not a curated record. The transcript has 12 exons. NCBI's taxonomy places the organism in Eukaryota, Metazoa, Chordata, Actinopteri, Pomacentridae. Gene Ontology annotation, biological process: negative regulation of apoptotic process; regulation of cell cycle; protein ubiquitination. Gene Ontology annotation, molecular function: ubiquitin-protein transferase activity.